Molecule: messenger RNA, 2427 nt
Organism: Anopheles bellator
Lineage: Eukaryota; Metazoa; Arthropoda; Insecta; Diptera; Culicidae
Exons: 2
Coding region: 1-2427 (808 amino acids)
Source: RefSeq, a predicted model, not a curated record
AUGCGGACAAUCGUGGUCUGGGCACUGGCCCUGGCGCUCGUGUGCCCGGCAGUGAUCGCGCGGCCCAACCUACCGGAACAACCGAUCUACCUCCGGAGGCGCAGCAACCCGCUCGAGAUUGUGGAGGAGAGCAUCGAGGCCAGCGGAUCCCACCAGCAGCCGGAUGAGAACGGGAACGGCAGCACCGAACGGGUGCUGGCCACCGACACCACCAGCGUGGCCAGCGACUCGCCGAGCCCCGCGAGCAGCUCCGUCGGCAGCACGCCCAGCAGCGAUCAGCAACGGCCAACGCACCAACCCAGUUUCGCGCUCAAGCGGCCGAGCGGCGAGCUGCUGAAGACGAAGAUCGGCACGUCGGGCUUCGUGGUGUCCACCAGCACGAAGGUGCUGACCGCCGGCCCAGGAGGAAGCGGUGGGCCAGCGCCCAAGCACCGACCGGCGGAGGGCGAGGGCAAGGCCAACGAUCAGCUAACCCUCUUUGAUCGCUACACAGGGCACGCCGGCGUAGCGGAACCGCUGACGGACGAGGAGUAUCAGAAUGAGCUGCACCGGGCCACGGAACGGGCUCCACUGCGAACCACCACCACCCCACGGGAGGGGCUCUCCACGUGGGUGCUGCUGUCGGGCAGCGACACGACGGACGCGAAGGACGAUUCGACCAGCCCCAGCAGCAGCACCCGCAAAGCGUCCCUCGCGGUGACGACGACCGCGAGCAGCACAACGAAGCGCUACCAACCGACAGUCCGCCGAGGUCCACCUCCGACCACCACCCCGCGCCCGGCGAAAGCUACGACCGUGGCGGCCGAGGAGAAAAAGGAGAAGCCUGGCAAACCGAUUCCGAAGCAGAAGGUGGCCAUUGCCACCACCACACUGAAGCCGGUGGUUAUUGUGAAGAAGGUCAAGAAGCCACUCCCGGUGUCCUCGAGCACUACGACCACCACCACACCGGCCACAACGUCUGCCGCACCGAGCACCACCGAAGCGGUCCCGGCGGAGCAGAGUUCCCCCGUCACGGAUGCGCCACCAUCCGGUGACGAUUCGAUCGAGUCGUCCACCUUCCUGAUCCUCGAACCGAAGGACGCCAUGUUCGAUCUACCGGAGGACCGUUCGCCGACGAAGGUCGCGGCGUUGCCGAAGCCCAAGAAGGGUGCGACGCGCAAACCGAACACCAAACCGGGGGCGAAGAAGAAGCCGGGUCAGAAGAAAACGCGCAAGCCCGAGAUUAAGGAUGGCGUCGCGAAGCCACCGACCAAGAGCAAGCCAGUGUCGACGCAGAUCAUCAACUACUUGUCGCGCGAGGUGAUGCCGACGGUCGGUGUGGGCCUGGUGGGGCUGGUGAUGGCCGCCGGCCUAGCGUCGUACUUCCUGGGCAGCCCGCUCGGGGCGCUCCGCCGGUCCGAUGACCGAAAGGACGAUCUGUACUACUCGAACUACGAAGAGUACGCCGGGACGCAGGACGGGCAGAACGAGGAGGACGUGUUCGGGAAGCUGAUCGCCGGCAUGCCGGAUCGCUCGUACUACCGCAACGGCGGCAGCAACGUGCGGCGUCGCAUAGCCACCAGCCAGCCAGUCCGCACCGGUCACCAGUACUAUCACGUGCAGCCGUACACCGGCAACAAGUAUCCGCACAUUACGUACCGCAACCGGGCAUACGGCGGGGCCACCGGACCGGAGAUGUACUCCAAUAUUAACCGACAGGCGGGAGGUGGCGGUUCGGUGAUGCCGGCGUCGGCGCCUGCGAUGCCUCAGGCUAAAUCCCAGAACAGCGUCGAGUUCCACUACACCCCACCGACACCGUACUAUCCGCCGAGCCGCGCCGACAUGUCAACACCCGCCGCACGGCCCCCGAGUGCCCCCGUCUACAGCUCAUCGGUUACGACCACGACCGAAGCGGCGGCCGUUCCGGAUCAAGAGCUCGCAAGCCCCGAUCGGCUGAUGGAGCCGGCGGACCACGAGAUGAUGCCGCACCCGGAGGCCUACUCGGCGGAGCAUAGUCCCGAGCACCACGCGCACUACGUGGUCGGUGGCACCGGACCCAGCGGCUACUCGGACGCCAUGCUUGAAAUGAUCAACGCGGCCUCGAUGCCGGAACACGGGCCACGCAAGAAGCGCUCGACGACCGACGAGCCAGAGUCGGAGCUGGACAACGAGAUCAACGUCGAUGACGACGGCGACGACGACGACGGUGACCGGGCGCAGAAUGUGACACCCGCGAAGGAUGUGACCCACGAGGAGGGCGAAGCGACGACGGAGGAGAUGAUGGUGGUGGCCGAUGGGCCUCCGGGCCACCGUUACACGUGGGGCGACUUCAUCCGCAACACGGUCGAGCGAAAGGUCGCGAUGGGAAUCAGCUUCCUGCAGCACGUGACCCAGGACUUCCAGCGGUACCUGAGCGGGGUGCAGGAUCGGUUCGAGGGCCGCCAGUAG